AUGCAUUUCAUCCUAAGCCACCUUUCGGAACCUUUUGACCUCCAGAGGUUCAUCGAACUUGUUGAGCAGGAAAAGUGGGAAGACGAUGCUACGACGUUCAUUGCCCUACGCCAGACACUCCUUACUCGGCUCAUCGCCUUCGAAGACGAAGAUUUCUGCAUGGAGUCGCCAGAGAAUCGGCGUAUAGUCGUUGACCUUACCGAUACAACUCUGACAAGUGCAAGCCUAACCGACACCCUCGCUUUGAUGGCCAUAGACUCCUUUCUCGAGGGGAGCUUCAGUGGAGAGAAACUUAUAAUACUGGAUGGAUCAUGGGGACUUGUGCACGGAGCAGUCGAGCGGAAGCUCACGUCUCUAGCACGAUUAGGCCACCAUCGCCCUGUGACUACAAUCAUUAUAUCCACGGAUCAUUUCGUUCCUCCAAAAGAUGUGUGUGAUCACAUCAAUUUCGUCAUUGUCGCGCCGUCUUUUCUAAACCACCCAACGACGCCCUUGUGGUCACAACUUGGACUAUCUCCACCAGAUAUCUCAGAGUGUCAUUCCGUUCACUCCCGAGAUUCUGUCCGCUUGGUUUACACUGACAAGUCGAUUGUUUACGUCUCUCCCUGGGCUCGUAUGUGGGGCAAUAUUAACCUGGGGUAUGAUCCCACAGGAAUCGAGGAGCUGCAAGGUCUGGUACAAGUAAGCCCACUUCCGCCAACCAAGCAAGGCUCUGCAGCGACGACGACAUUUCUUGCCGAGGAGCCGACAAUAGCCGCUCCAGAGACUCCAGGGAAACUGCAGCAAGAAGAUAGUGAAUCAAUGGCGGACCUGGUGCGACUGCCUGAAGUCUCAGUCAACCGCAGCGACCAGGAGCAGCGCCAUUUACCCACUCUCAAUGAUGCCAACAGUGAAGUUGAAUCGGGACAGUGGCAGCAUAUCAAUAGCUCCGAGGACGAUCUCUCGCCUUUCCUACCUCUUAUCAAUGCGAUAAAAGAAGUCGAUACAGGGCCGCACGAUAGAGGUGCCGAGUUUGAGGCCGUUCGUCUCGCUGUGGGUCCCAAGUCAACCGUGAACAAACUUGGAUUCACCACAUUCACUCAAUACGUCAAGAGAGCUAUAAUCAAAGGAUUUGUCGAGGCAACCAGCGACAACGACUCACAACGACUUCGACUUGUCCCUUCACUAUUCCGUCACCGAAAGCUGACCGCUUCUCCACUAUCUUUCAAUUCAAAGAUGGGUGCCGACAUUCCUAUUGUCGGUGGCCAUAGACCGCGAUCAUCCUCAUCCUCUCGUUUUGAAGUGGAGCCUGUGCGGAAUUGGAGCCAACACUCGAAUAAUGUGUCCAGAGUCGAGUCUGAAAACUGUAGCUUUACCCACCAUGAUGCUAGGAGCGAUAUGAGCAUUUCAUCCGUCCAGGAUAAUCGUGGCAGCGACCCACUGCACUUUUCGGCCACAAAUGAUAAAGAUUCUACAUAUGGAAAUCCAUUCUCUACCCAGACCUUUGCCAUUGACCUGAAUGUGCCAGUUCAAGGCUCUAUCCCCUGGUUCGAAGCGGUGUCUGGCAAAUACCACCCCCAAUACCGGCCAUUGUUAACAGCAAUCCUUCGAGGCUCUCGCGCAGAGACAACAGUCAAUGUCGACUACGACGUUCCUCCCAUGUUCAAACCUUUACUUGUUGCAAUCCAUACGGCGUCUCCUACGGGAGGUAACCAUGCCUUCCUCGGCGACGUUGCACACAUCCUCGAUUGGAAGGAUUGUAAGGCUGCUAGAGCCUCCAAUGCGAACCAGUAUAUCAGCUUUGCCUGUGAUUGGGGCAUAGUAUCGGUUUUCGGUCAAAAGCCACAUGAAAUGGCUCGAAUACUGGUGGCUCCUUUGCCAAAAACCAAUAUAGUCCCCCAAACAAGUGCCGACACAUCUCAACGCGAGAGCGCUUCCUCUGCACAGUACCUACCUCAGGACGACGGUGCCGGUCCCUAUCAGCCUGGGUCACGCAUUCGAUCUCGAUCGUUAUUCUCAAUACCCCAUCCAGACACAUGGGUGGAUGGCCGGAAACGUGCUGCGAGUGUCUCCAAUGCCGAUGCAGAGGAGUACAAAUUCAUGCAAGAUGAGGCUCCCACAAACCACGCUCAUGGAGACGAUACUCAUGUGCCGACACCGGCCGCACCGGACGGAUAUCCCAAGCAAUAUGAACCACUCUUUUCAACCCUUUUAAAGUUGACAGGUGGUCACGCCAAUGUUCGGGUCCGACUCUCGGACCUAGAGACAGCCCUUUGCUCCGAAGGACCCCUUCAAGAGGCGAAAAAUGUCAGCCUUUUCCUUCACGCCUAUAAAGACAACAUCAUCACGCGCAGUGUUGAUAAGGAUGGCUCGUGGAUUUCACUAAAUUUCCCUCUGGACGCGGGGCAAAUGGGUCGCCCACUCGUUGAUGACGCUGCGAGGCAUGCUGAUUAUGUAAAAGCUAGUCACGACUCAGGCAACUCCGAGUUGGAGGUGUUUCUCUCACUCAUUAACGCGGUCAAACGGCAGGGAGGCUCGAGUGGACGCGCAAAUGUCUCGGCGGUGCGGGAUUCACUGUACGAUUCCAAGGCUGGACAUGUUCCCGCAGAGGCAGAGCAAGCUUUCCAGCGCUACAUUCAGCUCGCCGUGUUCCAUGGAGUCAUCGUGAGUGGUGGAUUACCGCCCGACCUCUGGAUACAACUCAAGCCUGGGAUCGAGUCACUCGCAGCGAACCUAGGAAAUGGAGCCCAAAAUCGCACUGAAACCCCGUUGGACCUACGCGAACGCGAAUCUUUGGUGGAGGGUCCUUUGGAGGGGCAAGGGGACAAGUUCCAUUCUCAAGAUGGCAGAUUUAAGCCUCUCUUGGAUGCCAUUACUCGUGCCAGUAUCGAUGAUGAUGGCAGAGCUUACGUCUUGCAGGUUGAAUCCGGAUUGGAUUCCGAUUAUCGUACUUCUGCAAGAGUUACUAGUCUAUCUCACUACAUAGAGCUGGCCAGUGAGGCCGGUUUGGUCACCAUUGGUGGCAAGCGGCCUGCUCAUUGGGUCCAAAUUCUACCAUCCGCUGGAUAUGUCGGUGAUAGGCCAAGAAAGGACGUUCAAAGUGACAAUGGGAACAUCCCGCAGCCCCUUCCACCAACGCAAAUGGAGCCGUUGGACUCGAGUUCCACGCGUGACACGAAAGCAGACGGGAAGAUACCUCCUGUUGAUGCCAAAUUUGGUCCAAGUCCCGGUGACAAUCUGUAUCCAAACCUCGUCCGAGCUAUCCUCCUUCGAGGCAUGGGGAAACGCGGUGUCAAAGUGGAUAGGACAGCUGUACUAGAAUCACUUGCCGAAGACGCCCAGGUCGCCGAAAGAAUGGUCGAGGACGCUUAUCGAGAUGGUAUUGUUGAUCAAGGCGUUAUGGAUAGGUGGAAAUGGAUAUCGCUCAAAGAAAGCGUUCCUGAUAUCAAAGUCCAGCAAGCCAAACCACGAAUGAACGGUCUUCGUGCGUCAGACUACCCAGAAGAGCACAGUUGUAUUGUGUCUGCCAUUCUCCUGCACACGAAUGGAGCUGCAGGAAUAAAGGCACGAUACCCUGCCGUUCUAAACUCUAUGCAAGCGAGUGGCGGUCUCAAGACGGCAAGUAGCUCCACCCUAUUUGUAAACGCCACCAAAGCGGGUGUGAUGGAGUUUGGGAAUGAUCCAUCGGGUGUCUGGGUGUAUCUCAACUCACCAGAUGCUCGAAAGCCUUUCGAGGAACCAAAGGAGUCCCUUCCAAAGGCGUCUGCGAGUAAAGGGCAAAGUCCGACUCCGUCUACCACGCCCGGUCAUCCGCCAUCGGCUUCGUCGCCUGGACCACAAUCAGUCGACAUCACAGCCUAUCCUCCCAAAUUCCGAGCGUUGAUUUCGGCUAUACUAGAGUUGGCGAGCGAAGACUCUUUUGCGUUCGUGGACAGUCAAAAGGUGUGCCUACGUUUAGGGAGCAACAAGGGAGUAAAGGCCAUGGACCUGGGAUGGAAUACCUUUGGUAAGAUGGUGCAAGAUGCCGUUCGCGCUGGAUAUAUCGAACACAUAACCGAGGGAACUGACCGGAUGCGGCUUGUCGCAGAGGGUGUGCCAUCAAUCACCCCAAAGCCGUCAGCCUGCAACGUCGACGACUAUCCGCCCACGCUAUUACCGCUUAUUUUGACAAUAUUGAGCUGUACACACGGCAUGGCUAAUGUGCCAGCAGACAUGAACGACGUCUUCGUUUUGAUGGAGCGGAAUUUGGGCACGAAGCGGACUAUAUUUGACGGUUUAGUGGUCGUUGGAGCUUCGAAAGGGUUUAUUUCCGUUGGAGACGUGGAUGGGCGGAAGACGCUGAGCGUUCUGAAGCGUUGA
Molecule: messenger RNA, 4338 nt
Organism: Serendipita indica DSM 11827
Lineage: Eukaryota; Fungi; Basidiomycota; Agaricomycetes; Sebacinales; Serendipitaceae
Source: the annotation of a GenBank genome assembly